Monomorium pharaonis (pharaoh ant) is the source of this 1864-nucleotide messenger RNA. RefSeq lists its product as uncharacterized. The transcript is spliced from 4 exons. Bases 745 to 1785 code for a protein of 346 amino acids. NCBI's taxonomy places the organism in Eukaryota, Metazoa, Arthropoda, Insecta, Hymenoptera, Formicidae. The record is from RefSeq and is a predicted model, not a curated record.
CUAGUUUUUUUAAUUUGAAAUUAAUAUUUAUUUUUAAUUACAUAUAUAUAGCUUUUAAUAUAUUUAAUUUAAAUUACAGUUAGGAAAGAAUAAUUCAAGGUACAGAACAGUCCAACAUAUAUGCUAAAAAACAUAUCUUCACGCAGAUUUUUGAAUAAACGACAAUGAAGUUAUUCAUAGAUCGCAACCAAAAAUUUUUUAUCAAUCUUUCGAGAAGCGAUUAUAACCUACUUUAGAGUAAAGAAACAAAUAUUCAGUAUUGUACGUUCGGUUUCCAAAAUUGAUCGGUAGUAUUACGAUUUAAUACGAUGUAAUGGAUGAAUUUGGAAACACAUGGCAGGAACAUAAAUAUGGCACCUGUUUGUGCUUCUCGAUGAUGGGCGGUAGAAAGUUCCGAAUCUCGGUAAUUAUACACAAUCGACGAAUCCUUUAAUCAGUUGAUCCAUCGAUUUGUUAAACAAUUGUCUUCCCUAUUCGACGUAUGCACGACGCAACAUUUGCUUUUGUGAUAAAUUUUUAUAGGUAAUUAUAAAUAUAAUACGAGAAAAAUGAUAUCGUUUCCUAAAAAAUCCGUGUAAAAUAUAAAAUAAACGUCUACUUGUGUGUGUGUGUGUGUGUGUGUAUCUGCAUGAGCGCACCUAUCGCAUACAACUCGCAAUUCCAUCGACUAAUUAGUAGAACUUGUCUCUCGAGGUGUGCGCAAUUAGCGCCUCCCCGGAAGCGGGCGAUGCGCCCAUCGGUAUUAUGUCGGCGAGGAGAAAAUGCUCGACGAUUUCCGGAACGGAGGACUCCAAGAACGCUUUCCUUUCGCGACGAGAUAAGAAUCCGAUUACUCGACACGCUUCAACGGUACCAUCGGAUUCGAUUGAUGUCGCGAGGGAUUUGUGCGCAAUACUCGAAAAUGAUCCUUUGCGAAAACCCAGUAAUAUCGAAAGCGAUGUAGAUUAUUGCGGAUUUCCAUAUUACAGAAGUAAUAGAUCAGAUGGUUUUCAAGAUGCCGUUCUGGUCAAGGAUGUAGGAGUAUCCUGCAAUCUUUUAAACAAAAAUAUAGUCGAGCCUGACAUACCGAUUUCAGGGGUUGAGAGCUAUCUUGUUAGACAGCUCAAACUUGAGUACAAUGAAUUAUCAAAUAUUACAAAAAAGCUAAAUGCAUAUACUAAAGAUAUUUUGAGUAACUUAGCAUCGAGACGCAAAAGAAAAGAUCACAUUCUUGAAAAAUUGCAUGUAGCUCCGAAGCAUGUAAUGGCAUCACAAUGUACAGACGAAGUAGGAAAUCCCUGCUUAAAAUUAAGAUUUCGCGAUGAUGUGAAGAAAAAAUGUAGAUCAUCCACUAUUGAUUUAAACAAAAGUUUCAUUAAAAAGGAAAUUGUUAAAGAGAAAAUGCAUGGGAAUAGUAAUACGGAAAAGCGAUGUGCGGAGUUUGAUAAAGCUUUCACGAAAGGAUUCCUCGAACUCUCGUCGAAAUGCAGUGGCGUGUUGCUUCGUAAUUACCUGAUAAAGAAGAGAGAGAAAGUACCUAGCAAUGCGUUGAAGGCAUAUUUACGUAAAAUUGAAAAUUUCUCGCCAUCUAGUAGCUUGUGCAUGGAUCGUAUGUGCAAUAAAUCUCGCGAAUGCUUUUACAUGAGCAAAUGUAAUCCUCUGGUAUUCACCAAUUGGCAGGAAAUAUCCAAGCGUAAGAGUUGCAAAUCCAAAAAUGCGUUUACCGCUAAUAUUUCCGACGAGUCGCGACACAGAGUAAUUGACACGCAAUCGGAGAAAGCCGGAUUCAAAUGCGGAUUUGAUUAAUUAUAUCCUUUGUUAAAUUAUUACUUUUUAUGAUAUUUUUAUGAUAUUGUUUUAUUGUUUUUUAAAUAUUUGUAUUAUU